Cadophora gregata is the source of this 1137-nucleotide messenger RNA. RefSeq lists its product as uncharacterized. The record is from RefSeq and is a predicted model, not a curated record. Gene Ontology annotation, molecular function: iron-sulfur cluster binding; catalytic activity. Bases 1 to 1137 code for a protein of 378 amino acids. The transcript is spliced from 2 exons. NCBI's taxonomy places the organism in Eukaryota, Fungi, Ascomycota, Leotiomycetes, Helotiales, Ploettnerulaceae.
AUGUUUCCAAGACUGACCCGAUAUCCUUCGUUUUCAUCUCGGUUGCUUCGAACAGAUACACUUGUGGAUCGUACUCAAACAGGUGUAGGGAGACGAUGUCUCCAUCUGGCACCUCCAUUCCUGCUCGACGACUAUACCCCAAGACAUCAAUUACUCUCCUCCAUUGAUGCCUCCAAGAAGAGAUCUGCUGCAUAUGCGCACCUUUCGAAGUGUAAUUUGUGCCCUCGACUAUGCAAUGUGAAUCGAUACGAGAAACCUGGGGCUUGCUUGAUUGGAGCUGAGACGGUAAAAGUCAAUGUUAUUGCUCCACAUUUUGGAGAAGAACCCUGUAUGCAAGGCCACAAUGGCUCUGGAAGUGUGUUCUUCUCCGGAUGCAAUCUCCGCUGUGUAUUCUGUCAGAAUCAUGACAUUGCCCAUCAACGUAACGGCCAAGACUUGACUCCCGAAGAACUUGGAGAUUGGUACAUCAAGCUUCAGGAUGUCGGAAAAGUACACAAUAUCAACUUGAUCACUCCUGAGCAUAUUGUUCCCCAGGUCGUUCUUUCAAUACUCCACGCUCGCGAUCACGGCCUGAAGCUUCCAAUUAUUUACAACACUUCGGCGUUCGAUUCUCUGGCAUCUAUCGAACUGCUUGAUGGAUUGGUGGAUAUCUAUCUUCCCGACUUCAAGGUCUGGAAUGCUAGUACCUCCAAGCGCCUGCUGAAAGCCGACGAUUAUGCAGCCGCCGCCAUGGAAAGCGUCAAGGCUAUGCAAGCCCAAGUUGGAGACUUAUGCUUCACGCCUGAUGGUAUUGCCAAGAAGGGAUUACUUGUCAGACACUUAGUCAUGCCUGGCUAUGAGUCGGAAGGCGAAGAAAUCAUGAAAUGGAUGGCAAGCAACGUCUCAAAAGAUGUCUUUGUCAAUAUCAUGGAGCAGUAUCACCCAGACGCUCACGUUGGGAAAGCGAAGCAGCCUCGUCGGUCAGCAGUAAAGCCUGUACAUGUAGGCGAGGAGCCUUUAUCAGAGAGGGCAGUACGGUACGAAGAGAUCAACAGACACGUCACGAAAGAAGAGGUCUCUACAGUCAGGAUGGCUGCUGAGAAAGCAGGACUAUGGCGAUUCUGCGAUCCUCCAAAGCAUGAUGGCUUUGCAUUGUGA